Molecule: messenger RNA, 2640 nt
Organism: Scheffersomyces amazonensis
Lineage: Eukaryota; Fungi; Ascomycota; Pichiomycetes; Serinales; Debaryomycetaceae
Gene: LYS143
Product: Lys143p
Exons: 1
Coding region: 1-2640 (879 amino acids)
Biological process (GO): positive regulation of transcription by RNA polymerase II
Cellular component (GO): nucleus
Molecular function (GO): DNA-binding transcription factor activity, RNA polymerase II-specific; zinc ion binding; transcription cis-regulatory region binding
Source: RefSeq, a predicted model, not a curated record
AUGAGUUCCGGAGUAUUGGAUCUCGGCCUCAGAGUCCCCAAACUGAAGAGAGUUUACAGUAAAGGUGGAUGCCGAGAAUGUAAGCGUAGAAAGAUUAAAUGUGACGAAGGGAAACCUCAGUGCUGGCAAUGUGUUCGCUUACGAAAGUUCUGUACUUAUCCUGUUACUGGUGAAAGAAUACUAAGAAUCUCUAAGAAGAAACAACAAGCCAUUGGUUCUCAAACCACUUCCCCCACUACGUCUCCAGUAUCCACUAAUGUCAGUUCAAUCAGUCUGUCGGUAAAUGAUUUGGAUUCAAAGUCAUCUUCGGCAGAGUCCCCUAACGAAUCAUUUGUUCCAUCAACCACUAAGGAGUCCACUCCUGAUGAAACUACUACAGCAACAGCCAUUAGUAUCGCUAAUGCUGCCUCGGUAGCCAGCUCUAACUUCAGCAAUAAUUCCAACUUCAGUAAUAACUCCAGCAACAGCAAUAACAGUUCCAACAAUAAUAACAACAGCAAACAUUUCCAUCCAAACAUACUCCCUCAGGCUUAUCCCUUGGGAAUCCCACCCCGUCCUCAGCCUGUAGCACUCCAACAUUUACCUCCUCAUCACCAUCACCAUCCACAUCAUGUAGUCCAUGGAGCUCCACCUCCGCCACCUCCUCCUCAUCAUUACCAAUUCCAACAGGGACAACCGCAAGCACAAUUGUCACCUCCACUCCCUCCGCCUCCACCGCAAUAUCCACAAACUUAUGGUCAUCAACCACUCCCUUCCAUCUCCUCCAUGUCCAGAUACUCCACAUCGCUUCCCAGCUUAUUGAACCAACCCAAUUAUCAACCUAACGUAGCAUUUCCUCCCAAUUUUGCAUCCCCACCACCUCCAUCUCCAGCUCCACUUCCUCCCUUACAACAUAGAGCCUCUUUGGCACCCAUUCAACUGCAAAUAACUGUACCUACUAUAGCUGAAGGAAGUAAACCCAAAUCUACUGCUACAACCACAACCACAACUGCAACUACAACUGCUCCUACAACUGAUACUGAGAAACCUCUACCAACUGUUGCUUCAACUCAACCAAAAGAUACACCUAUGGAAUCUCAAUCACAGAAUAAUUCAUCACCUAGUGAGAUCUUAUCAUACUUUGAUCAGGGAGACUUGAAUGUCUUGGCUACCGACUUAAACAAUCUUGUAUCCAAUAUUAUGUUGGAAUUCAACUUUGAAAAGAAGACUCAGACUACACAAAUCAGUACCGAUACAGAAAUGUCUUCGUCCAAUAUUUCUAAUUCAGCCGGUACUUCACCAUUAUUCACACCUAAAAGUGUCGGUAAAUCUAUACCGAGAAGUAUUCCAUUUGAUUUCAUUAAACUUAGAAAGUCUCAUGAGAAGAUCUAUUUGGAAGAAUUCUAUAAUGAUUUCGCCAAUAUCAUUCUUCCCUUUUCUUCCUUUGAUACUGUUUCAAAGACAUACUUCAAUCCUGCCAGAGAUAUUAUAUUGAAUAGUGCAUCUAAUGAAUCAUUUCUCUUGGCUGCUAUUCUUGCUCAGGGGGCUAAACUUUCAUUCCAAAAGAAUAAACUUAGUGAAGAUGAAGAAGCUUAUUGUACUUACUUAUCUAGAUGUCUUAAGUUAUUGGGUCCAGCAUUAGUUAUUAAUGAUGAAAAGAAUAAUGCUGAAUUAACUUCCAAUAUUGAAGCCGUAUUAUUAACAGUAUUAUUAUUAACUGCUGCUAAUGCUUCUAAUACUAAACAAGAUUGGAGACCUCAUUUAAAGGGUGCUAAAGAUAUAUUGAUGAAGACAUCUACCAAUAAAAUCCGUAGUUCAAAGAUUCUUAUCUUUUGUAAAUCCUGGUUUGUAACUUUAGAAAUUCUCGCAGGAAUUAGUUCUAAAUUAGGUGGUACAUUAACUUAUACUGAAGAAAUUGAUUCAUUACUUUCUUCUGGUGAUGAAUAUGAAAUCUCUGUAUUAAGAGAAUUAGGUAUUAUCUUAGAUAAUGGAUUUAAUAUCUUUGGAGGUUAUCAUAAUGAUUGUAUAGAUCAUUUCCGAGAAUUAAUUAAAAUUAAAAAUAAGAUUCGUAAAGGAGAAUUUAAACCUUCUGAAUCUUUAGGUUAUAUGAAAUUAUUUACAGAAUUUUAUAAUCAAUCAGAAAUUGAAUUCUUUGAUAAGAAAUGUAUACUUACAGAAACAGAAUUUAAAGCUCAUGGAAUUGCAGUGGCUCCAUUAGUUGAUACUUUAACUAUUAAUGAUGAAAAAGUCAUUAUUAGUUGGAUGGAUACUUGUCAUCGUGCCUAUGUUUAUGCAUCUAUGAUUACCAUCUUAAUUGAAUGUUUUAAAGAGAGUUAUAAUUCUCCUCAAGUCCAAAUCCUCACCAAUAAAAUCAUCUCAUUUGUAACAUUUCUUGAGAAUUCUUCGGCAGAAGUUCCUCAACAAAAGUUUAAAUGUUCUAUGAUGAUGAUUCAAUGGCCAAUGUUAGUGGCAGGUAUGAAUUGUGUUAAAGAAGAAUAUCAAUUCAUCCUCAUGAAAUUCUUUAGAAUCAGUGCUCAAAUCGGUUCUGGAGGUGCUAGUUUUGCCUUGAAGAGAAUUAACAAUACUUGGAAACGUAGAGAAAAGGGUAUAUCCGAAUCAGAAUCUGAGGAUGAUAAAGCCUUGGAUUUGGUAUCAUAUUAA